This is a messenger RNA of Penicillium concentricum, 1179 nucleotides long. Its product is annotated as BAG family molecular chaperone regulator. Gene Ontology annotation, molecular function: protein-folding chaperone binding. The record is from RefSeq and is a predicted model, not a curated record. The transcript has a single exon. Bases 1 to 1179 code for a protein of 392 amino acids. NCBI's taxonomy places the organism in Eukaryota, Fungi, Ascomycota, Eurotiomycetes, Eurotiales, Aspergillaceae.
AUGACUUUACUGCCUCCGACCCUCGCUCAGUCCACCUUGGGCGAGAAGUGCGCAGUCUACAUAGAACAUAUCACCGACAUCCUCCCCGUUCACUUACAUUCCCUCCGCCAUCAACUGAAUCCUGUUCUCGCCUAUCUGUCCAACACGUCCCUCGGUCCUAUCGCGAAAAAGUUGCCAUUUUCCCCCGACAAUCAACCUCUCGCCCUCUUCGCAGCUGUUGCUAUCUCUCUGUUCACCAUUACUGUGAUGAGUUGGCGCAACCCCUUAAGAAUGCUACGGCGCUCGCCGAGCUACGCUCCCGCAUCCAACCCGCAGGUCAGCGAUGAGGACUUUAGCUACAUCUCACCCGCAGACGUCGCGGACCCUUCAGUAGACGACGCCGAACCGGAUAUUAUUGCCCUCCGCCACCGCGGCACCAUCUACCCAUUGCACUUCCGUGCAUAUGCGAUCGACGACGGUGUCUUGACCAUCGGAGACCUACGAGACGCUGCUGCUAAGAGCACAGGAGCCGGUCACCCGGACUGUGUGAGACUCCUGUACAAGGGCAAGCUACUCAAGAACAAUGCGCGGACAUGCAAAGCUGAGGGGAUCAAGCAGCACUCCGAGGUGCUAUGCGUGGUGUCUGAAACAGGAGCGGGAUCCCCGAGUGAUGGCUCCGACGACGGACAAACCAUUCCUGUAACUGUGCAUGCGCCGACACCGCCGCCGCUGCCCCGCCCAAAUAGUGCAGGAGAAGCAUCGUCCCCUCCCACACCCUCGGGAAAGAGCAAGAAAUCGAGAAACAAGAAACGCAAUGGCAAGAAGUCGCCCGUCCGCCCAGAAUCCCCCGCCCCGUCUCGGCCACCACGGCCUACGUCGUCAGGCCAUUCCGGUGUCCCCGCAGCCCCGCCCAACAUCAAGUUGAUGCGUACGCCGCUGGAACAGGUCACUGCUUUAACCGAAUGGUUCGAGCAGGAGAUGAAGCCGAUUUGUGAGGAAUACAUUGCGAACCCGCCUAGUGAUCCAAAGAAGCGGGACUAUGAACAUAAGAAACUGGGCGAGACGAUCCUCACACAAAUCCAGAUCAAGGCAGAUGGUAUCGAGCCAGAUGGCGAUGAGAUGGCCCGCAGUGCACGCAAGGCCCUCAUCAAGGAUACGCAGGCCACCCUCAACAAGCUGGAUGCAAUUGCAAAGCUGUAA